AUGCAAGUUAUCCUAGUAUAUGCGAUAGCGUAUGCGUCAGCGAUAGGGCUUUUACUAGGCUGGAGGCUUUCUCAAUAUCUCAUUACACGAGCCCGCCAGCGUAUCUUUUCAACCUUCACAAAAUGGGUGGUAUAUACUGUGAUUACGAGAAGGCUGAGUGGUAGCUCGGAUGUUACGGUCAUGGCAGGCACUAUUAUCGUGCUGCUUAUUGUCGCCAACUGUGUCGGAUCUGCUCUUUUAGUCCGAACUCGGGAUGAGCUAUCAUCACGUCUGGCGAAACUUAGCAUCACAAACUUGGUAAUCCUUUACCUUAGAGGCAGGUCUAACAUCUUACUAGACAAGGAUUUUAGGCUAUCCUAUACCGAACAUCAGUUAUUGCAUCGAUGGGUUGGGCGCGUCACAGUAAUUGAGGGAUUAGUUCAUGCGCUACUUAAGUUCUCGCAAUCGCGCUCAGCUAUCAAUCUAAUUAACCUCUUGCUCCUCUCCGUCUUAUGCACAAUUGGGGCGACUUUAAUUCUCCAUGUCAGACGGAGAAUCUACGAAUUGUUCCUUAAAACGCAUUCAGUCUUUGCUAUCGCUACUAUAGUCUUACUUUGGCUCCAUGUUAGGAUCCUUAACACUUAUAUCCUUUUUGUGUAUCGCAAUAUUAGGUCUAGUCCAACCUCUCAAGCAACAAUAUCACGAAGUACGCAUAUCGGGAUGGAAGAUGAGAUCAUACAAAUCAAAAUUAACAUAAAGCGGCCGUGGAUUGUAGUGCCUGGACAGUUCGUAUAUCUUUCUUUACCCCGGCUCUGCACCCUCGGUUUUGGGUUCUGGGAAUCCCAUCCUUUUAUGAUAGCCUGGGUCUCGGAAAAUGAGAAGGGUCAAGCAACGACAAUUAUGCUUCUCGUCCAGUGCUAUCGAGGGUUCACCCGCAAACUACAAAGUUGUAGAAAAGAUAUAUCUGCACUCGUCGAUGGCCCCUACGGCGGGGUAGAGGCAAGCUCUUUCGUCAAUUAUGAUAAAAUCUUGCUCAUGUCGAAUGGUAUCGGCAUCGCGGCUCAUCUGUACACAGCUCGUUAUCUAUUAUUUGCACAUGAUCGUCAGACUGCACGUGUUAGACGAUUAACUAUUCUCUGGGUACUUAAAAAUCACGAUCAAAUUUGUAUGGUAGAAGAAUUUCUCUAUGCCCUGAACGAUAUAGAUCAGAGACAAAUUCUUACCGUCUUCUGCUUUUACCCUAGUCAACCUGGAGACUCUACUACACAGCCAGUAACAAGCAACCGACCCCAAAGGCCUAGGAUGAUGUCUCUGACAUCGAGACUUGAUAUGUCUUGGUUCAUUAAGAGAGAGUGGGGUGCUGAAGCUGGUAAUAUGCUGGUAGCUGUGUGUGGAAGCCCAAAUUUUGAGCUGCGCGCAAGAAAAGCUAUUAGAUCAAGCUCGCAUGAGAUCGAUUUCCAAAACAGCGCUUUCCAACCCAGCGAAUCUCAGACGAGCAAACCAUCUGGGUUUAGAUACUAUCAAGGAGCGGGGGUAGGAGUUUAA
Exserohilum turcica Et28A is the source of this 1524-nucleotide messenger RNA. RefSeq lists its product as uncharacterized. The coding region runs from base 1 to 1524 and encodes 507 amino acids. Gene Ontology annotation, cellular component: plasma membrane. Gene Ontology annotation, molecular function: ferric-chelate reductase activity. The record is from RefSeq and is a predicted model, not a curated record. Gene Ontology annotation, biological process: copper ion import; intracellular iron ion homeostasis; iron ion transport. The transcript has 5 exons. Lineage: Eukaryota; Fungi; Ascomycota; Dothideomycetes; Pleosporales; Pleosporaceae.